ACCUGUAGUUUUAACGUUGAAAAUGGCUUCAGUCACACGUCUAUUAAAACCGGCAAAGUGGUCCACCUUAACCUACCAAGCCUUGCCUAACUGAUGAAUAUUAUUUCUAAAAAUCAGAAUAUAAAUAAGAAAAUUACACAAUGAAGAACUGUUGUGAUUCGUCGAGUGUACCAAUCAGCUGCCUUGCUACAAACUGACCCUAGGCCUCAGUUACAAGCUUCGAGUGAACAGACUACAGUUUAAGAAUGUGGUCAGAUUGGGCUGGGUUGCUUGUGAUUUUAUUACAGUACAGUGCUGCAUUUUUACACAAUUGCAAGAUUAUGCUACAGGUAGUAAUGGUGGUAAAAGUUUUGGAUUAAGGGGAAAAAUAUUUUGUUCUAAAUGUCAAGUGUGGGAUAUCCUUUAGUAAACUUUUGGUGGCACAGAAUCAGAAAGCUUGCCUCUCACAACUACAUCUAGGGUUCGAUCCUAAGUUAGCUGGGAGAAGGUUGUUGUGCGGUAUGAGCCUACCAAAUAUGAUAGGUUGUCUCUGGGUACAGUACUCAAGUUUCCUCCUGUAGCUACAGUACUAACACUGGACCUCUGAUGAAGAGAGAAUCUCAUCAGGAAGAAUGGGGUAUUAAACAAGCCACUGGCUCCCGUCCCCGACCAAAGAGGACUACCAUAGCUUGCCUUUUGAGUAUAUUCUCCCGUAGAGCAGUAGAAACCUAAGACGUGUAGACUGAUAAUAGCAUAGCAUCUGACCCUUAAGAGCAUGGCUGGCUCAGCUGCUGCCCCAACAUCCUUAGUUGAGAUCACUGUAUCCUGCAGAAAUCUUCGGGACAGCGAUGUCUUCUCCAAAUCUGACCCGGUUUGUGUGCUGUUACACCAACCAUUUGGAUCCAAACAGUGGACUGAGUUCAAAAGAACUGAGUGUAUUGACAAUAAUCUCAACCCAGACUUUGCUACAAAAAUUCCAAUUACAUACCAUUUUGAAGAACAACAAAAUCUGAAAUUCAUGGUAUAUGACAUUGAUUAUGAAUCUCAGAACCUUGACCAUCAUGAUUUUCUUGGAGAAUAUGCGUGCACUCUUGCUCAUUUAGCCAGUUCUCGUACGGUUCACAAACCUCUGGUUAAUAAAAAUCAUAGUGGAGAUAAUGGUUCUAUUCUAAUUGUUACAGAAGAACUUAAUUCAUGUAAAGAGGAACUUGCUGUACAGUUUGUUGGCAAAAAUAUAGAAAAUAGGAGCUGGUUCUUUUCGAUAAGUCCAUUCCUAGAAUUUUUCAAAGCAAAUGAAGAUGGAACCUUCACUCUGGUUCAUCGAACAGAACCGGCACACAGUACUGAAAAUCCUGUCUGGAAGGAAUUUUCAGCACCUUUGCGAAGCUUCUGCAACGGUGAUUAUGACCGCAAUAUCCAGGUUAAAUGUAAGAACUUCAAAUCAAGUGGCGAUCACAAGCUUAUUGGCUCUUUCAACACUACAGUACGAAAACUGAUUGAGGGACCCGGCCCAAGUAAUACAUAUUGGAUAAUCAACGAAGAAAGAAAGAAGAAAAAGGGCAGUAGCUACAAGAACUCUGGGGAAGUGAUGGUUAAUAAGGCCCAUGUUCGUCAGGUUUACUCAUUCAUUGACUACAUCAAGGGUGGCAUGGAGAUAAAUGCAUUCAUUGCUAUUGAUUUCACAGCCUCAAAUGGUAAUCCCCAGACGCCACAGUCCUUACACUUCAUCACUGCAGCCGCUCCAAAUCAAUAUGCACAAGCCAUCCAGUCUGUUGGGGUGAUAAUUGAAGAUUAUGACACUGAUAAAUACUUCCCAGUUCUGGGAUUUGGAGCCAAGAUGCCGCCGGAUUAUUCUCAGGUGUCACAUGAGUUCUUUGUAAAUGGAGAUCCUUCAAAUCCUUACUGCCAUAGAGUUCAAGGAGUUCUUGAGGCCUACUAUCAGUGUGUGAGACGAGUUCAGCUUUAUGGGCCCACAAAUUUUUCUCCGAUCAUCAAUCAUGUGGCCCGUUUUGCUUCCUCAAACCAGAAUGGGGAGAAGUACUUCAUUCUCCUGAUACUGACUGAUGGGAUCAUCACUGACAUGCCACAAACUAAAGAGGCCAUUGUUAAUGCUUCAGCCUUGCCCAUGUCCAUCAUCAUUGUGGGAGUUGGAAAUGCUGACUUUGAUAACAUGGAGGAACUGGAUGGAGAUACUGUACGUCUGUCCAGUAACGGUCGUUAUGCUUCUCGCGAUAUCGUACAGUUUGUGCCUUUUAGGGACUUUUUGAAGGGGCAUAGUGAUCCCCACACAGCUGGGAUCAGGUUGGCCAGAGAAGUACUUGCUGAAAUUCCUACUCAGAUUCUGUCCUUCAUGAAAGCCAAUAACAUUGUUCCUCAACCACCUAAGGUUAAUGAAUCAUCUCUGCCACAAAACAUUGAGUAAUCAUCCUGCCUUAGACUCUGAGUUAAAAGGUACAAGUUGGAUACACAUUGUAUAAGUUGCUCACCAGGAUGAAAGCAAGAUAGGUGUACCGUAUAUGUGAUGACCACAGAACUGAUAUACAGUACAUUUGUCACAGUUAAAAUUCAUCCAAUCAAAUUGCCUGAUUUUAAUCAAGCAAUGUGAAAGUUGUCAUAGCUUUUUGUGGGGGUAGAUUAGACUGCAGUAAAAGUUGGUGCUUAUGACGAUUGAAGUGGGCCAAUAUAAUUUUCUCCCAUGAAUGAUGUUGAAGAAAAGUAAUACUCAUACAGUAUAUUGUGCAGUACUUUACUGUACUGUAUAUAGAAUGCAUGAGCGGUGUAGACACAUUAAGAUUCCACAAGUUCCAAAUAUAAUUUAUAUUUUUAACUUCCUUGCUUUCUCUUUCAACGUUGCCAUUAUAUUGUACAGUACUUACAGCACUGUCUCUAUAGUUUUGUCACAUCUCAUUCUUCACUACAAUCAAAAACUACUAUACCUACCCUUAACCCCUUCACAAUGGGUAUGCCAGACAAGGGGGUUAAAAAAUAUUCAACAUUUCUUUUUAUUACAGUUUCUCUUUUUGUUUCUUGUAGUGUGUGUGGCAGGUAGCAGAAGACAUAGAUAAUAUGAACAAAUAGAGAUCAAAUCAAUUAAACUUGGUUAGUGGAUGUAAACCAACAAGAUCCUUAGUGAGCUCAGUACCUGGUAGUUCCCACAAUAUUUUGGGUAGUAAUGACCCAUUCUGUCUCAGUGGCAACAAUGCACACUCAACCUCCGCAGUUAAUUGUCUUUGUCACAUUGUACCAUUCCAUAGUUUUUGUUAAUACUGUACUCUCAAUAUACUAUGUUAGCUUCAAUGUUCCUUGUCAGUUAUUUCUUCAUAAUACAAUCAACAAGUAUGUCAUCCAAGAGUGCCUUACACCGGCUGCAGUCACUAACUACAGUACAAAGUGUAAGUGGUAACACUGUACUGUACACUAUUAAUACCAUACAGUAACAUUUUAUACAGGAGUAAAAUACUACAUUUAUAUUUAGUCUUGUGUUGUACAAAUACAUUUUAUACGUUUCCUCUAUGUUUGUCUCUAGACACAGACACUGUAUUGUGAUGGCCUACAAAUUCAUUCCUUUUAGCGGGUAUCUCAGGAGCAGUGUGUCGAGACUAGGGUUUAGUUUUAUGGUCUGUCACGCACUGAUAAUACAACUUGUAAUCCCUGUGUUUAAGUUUUGUCCUGUUAUAUGGAGCCCACUUCCUUAUUAUCAGCAGCACUAUACUUUUUACUUUUAUCCUCUUCACCACUGAUCGGUUCGUUAGCUGCUUGGGCAAUCGGUCACGUCUCUGUUUCACACUGUUGGCAAGUACUGGGCAUGCACCGGUUCCUGAAUGUACCCGAACCUACUCCAGUAUUGGUCAAGUCUGGUCUUGAAAGAGCUCACACUCGGUGCCGUCACAAUGCUCUCUGGCAGAUUGUUCCAAGAGUUCACAACUCUCACUCCGAAAAAGUUUGCCCUCACAGUUUUCUGGACCUGUGGCUUCUUAAAUCUUGAGCUGUGACCCCUUGUGGGGCGAGCGUCCGCCAGCUCAUACUUAAUACUGCUGCUUGUCAGUACAGUACUGACAUUUAGUGCUAUGAAGUAAAAUGAGCAUAUUGUUUAAUAAUUGUAUUAUAAUAAAGUACUGUUCUGUUAUAUUAGGUGACUCAUGUAGGAUUUUAUUUGUUAUGUAUGUUGGAUUAUUUUAAAUACUGUACCAUAAUGUAAGGUUUUCUGGGCAUUCCUUGUGUGUGAAUUGCUGUGUAAUUUUAAAUAUAAAAUCAAAAUAUAUAGAUACAGUAUAUAAUAGACUUAAGGCAGGCAGUCAUCCCUCAACUGCAGCAUCACUUCUGUUCUUUCUGUUGUUUUUUUAACUAUUUUAUACUUGUUUAGACUGACAUAAAACAUGUCAGGGAGAAACAAACUUAAUUUAUGAGCUUAAUUAUGGAAGUUUAAGGUUUUUUAUAAGGUUACACUGAGGUUACCCGUUAGUAACUUAAACAUGGGCUCACAACCUUUACUUGGGUGUUGUGUUCCUUCUAAGACAAGCUCACUUUUAUUAUAUAGAAAUUAGGAAAAGUCUCAGCUUCGUGAAAUCUGGUCCUGGUUUUGAGGAUGUUAAAGAUUUUUAAGAAUGUGUUUUUGAUGUUUACAAAUAAAGAGUUUUAACCCUC
This is a messenger RNA of Homarus americanus (American lobster), 4623 nucleotides long. RefSeq names its product copine-8-like. The record is from RefSeq and is a predicted model, not a curated record. Gene Ontology annotation, biological process: cellular response to calcium ion. Gene Ontology annotation, cellular component: plasma membrane. The transcript has 7 exons. Bases 755 to 2401 code for a protein of 548 amino acids. NCBI's taxonomy places the organism in Eukaryota, Metazoa, Arthropoda, Malacostraca, Decapoda, Nephropidae. Gene Ontology annotation, molecular function: calcium-dependent phospholipid binding.